CCACCCACUGCAUGUGGCUCUUGGAGAAAGCCGGCUACAGGGUGAGGACUGCAGAGGUUGGAGCGCGCCAGGCGCACUCCGGCCUGCUCCCCAAGCGCCGCACCCCGGGCUCACCCUCGCGCUGCAACCCUAACAUCCUCACCCCCGACCGCAUCCCGCAGUUCUUCAUCCCGCCUCGGCUCCGGGACCCCGGCGGCGCCGAGGCCAGGGUGGACCGCAACCUGCGUGGCCGGAACCUCCCGGUCGCCUGCUCGCUCCCGCACCUGGCGGGCCGCGAGGGCUGGGCCUUCCUGCCCGAGAGCCCGCACACGCGCCGCCGCGAGUCCCUGUUCCACGCGCCGCGCGGCGCGGCCGCAGGCCUGCCCCCCGCGCAACCGCGGCUGCACGUCUCAGCCCCGGACCUCCGCCUCUGCCGCGCCCCGGACAGCGACACGGCCUCGUCGCCCGACUCCUCGCCUUGCGGCUCCCCGCGCACGCGCAGGCCCUGCUUUCUGUCCCCCGACGAGGCCAGCUCGGCGGACACCAGCCCGUACGCGCCGCGCCGCGCUCCGCCGCUCUUCCACCUGGACUUCCUCUGCUGCCAGCUGCGGCCGACCAAGGACAGCGUGCUGAGCCUGGGGCCCCGCGGCGGACAGCUGCGCCUUUCCACCGAGUACCAGGCGGGGCCCGGGCGGCUGCGCCUGCGCCUGGUGAGCGCCGAGGGCCUGCCUCGGCCGCGGGCUCGCCCCGGGAGCGGCGGCGGCGGCUGCUGCGUGGUGUUGUGGCUGCGGCCGCGCGUUCAGCCGCGAGCUCAGCGGAGCCGGGUAGUCCAGGGCAGCUCCAACCCCAUCUUCAAUGAAGACUUCUUCUUCGAAGGGCUGGGCCCGCCGGACCUGGCCGUCCGUAGUCUGAGGGCCAAGGUGCUGGACAGGGGUGCGGGGCUGCGCCGGGAUGUGCUGCUGGGAGAGUGCGAGACGCCACUCGUCGCCCUGCUGCCGCCGCUGGCUGGAGGUCUAGGCCCAGGGUCUUCCCUGGCACCUGCGCAUCUCAGCUUGUAGGCUGGCACCACGGCUUCCUCCGGAGGUUUCCACUGGGUCUGCAGCCCUCAUUCUUGCCACCUGCCCAGCGUGUAUUGAUUUUUGUUAAUAAAAACAUCAGUUUGCCUUUAGCUGCGCGCUCCCCAG
Molecule: messenger RNA, 1163 nt
Organism: Psammomys obesus (fat sand rat)
Lineage: Eukaryota; Metazoa; Chordata; Mammalia; Rodentia; Muridae
Gene: C2cd4d
Product: C2 calcium dependent domain containing 4D
Exons: 1
Coding region: 12-1037 (341 amino acids)
Source: RefSeq, a predicted model, not a curated record